GCAUGCGCACUAGGAUGUAAACACAAAGGCGCUGCCCAGCUGGAAAAAUGACAGGCAUGAAGGCAUGACUAAUGGAACAAGUCUCAUUUUACGACAACGUCUUCAUGAGACUUUAUUUCGCAUAACUAAGAUUGUUUGGGGUUCGCACGUCUGUAUCCGUCGCGACUCUGAGGUUUGAAUAUAAUGGACGCCGUCCUGGGCAGGCUGCAAACCCUGACCCCAGAUGAGCUGCGGGAGGAGAUCACAAGGGCAGGAUUGAAGUGUGGACCCAUAACUGCCACCACUAGGAGCAUCUUUGAGAAGAAACUUGCCCGAGCUCUUUUGGAGGAUCAGCUGGGAGAGUGCAGUAGGUCAGAAGUGGAUGGUGGAGAAACCGGUAGCUCUUCAGACCACGCUCAGUCUCCACCAGCGAAUUCAGAUGUGCUGAGGUUGGACGUGAGUCCUUCAAAACAUGUUUCUGAUGAUGCUACCCAACAGGCAUCUCCUGAAUCUCCCUCUUUAUUUUAUGGAGUUUUGCCUCCUCUAGAUGAACCAUUGGUCAGUGAUGGUUUCCUCCGUGUAUAUGAUGACAAGCAGAAAGCACUAAAAGCAGUAAUGACAAUGAAAGGUGCACGGUUUAAAGCUUUCUAUAGCAGAGAGGAUGCUGAGAACUUUGCUAAGGGCUUGCAUGAUGGUGGUGCGACACCCAGCAAAAAUUCAGCAGACAAACUCCAUGCUACAUCUACAGCAGAGAAAUCACCAAAUCUGGAAACGGCGUAUUUGGAGAAGGCUAAUGAGUUCAGAAGUCCGCGCAUACAAGACCUGACAACGAAACUUAGAAGAGCUGUGGAGAAAGGAGACGAAGAGGCUUUUAAAGAGCUUGUCUGGGGUAACCCAAGAUACCUUAUUGGAUCUGGGGACAACCCAACUAUUGUGCAGGAAGGCUGCAGAUACAACGUCCUCCAUAUAGCAGCAAAAGAGAACCAAGCGGGGAUGGCACGCCUCAUACUGGAGACCCUACAAAGUCCAGAGUUCAUGCGUCUCAUGUACCCUGACGAUCAGGAAGACAUGCUCUGGCAACGAAUCAGCUACAUCUUGGACCUGUACCUCAACACACCUGAUAAAGGGAGCAAUGAGACGCCGCUUCACUUUGCCUGUAAGUUUGGAUGCCCAGAGGUAGUGAAUGUUCUUUGUUCACAUCCAGACAUCGAUAAGAACUGCAGGAACAAGUACGGACAGAUGCCAUUUAGUGUGAUAUGUGAAAGGAAAAACAAAAAUAAGGAAACUAAAGAAAAGAUUCAAGAAUAUUUGGAGGAUCGUUUUUUCGUGCCCUUACUGAGAGCCACAGAUAACACUCUUAACCCAGUGAUCGGUGCACCCUGGGCCCCUGGCACCUCUAAAUAUCAGGAUGUGUCUCUAAUCCCUGGGUUGAUGGAGGAUCCUAAAAACCCACUGAUGACUAUUAGGGCAUUUGUAGGCCCUCUGAAUUUAUCAAAGGCAGAAGAGUUUCACAAGCUGUGGAAAACACCGCCUCGUGAUCGAGCAAAAUACUUUCAUCACAUUUUAAAAUCUGAUCCUGAUCGAGGAGCGGAGAGAGUAGGAAGGGAAUUAGCGCAUGAGAUGGGGUACCCCUGGGCUGAAUACUGGGACUUCUUGAAUUGCUUCACUGACCUCUCCACAGAGGACGGCUUGAGCAUGUUGGAGGAUUAUUUGAAUAAAUCCAUCCAGCAGAAGAAUGAUACAGAGAAGAGAUGUUUAGAUUUGAAAAGUCCUGCUUCACUCACUGCUCAUAAAAAGGCACCUAAAAUUGACAUGCUGCUCGAUGAUCAUCUGCCCUCUGGAACGUCAGAGGACCGAGACAGCUGGACUGAAGAAAACGUAUCUGCGUCUUUCAGUAACAGGUUUCCGGUGUGUGACCUCAGGAAUGAGUUUGAGAGGGUUGCCCUGGACCUGUCUUCUGGUGCUGAGGAUACGGCAGAUUCGGGUUUAGGUUGUCUCAAUGUGUCUGGUUCUGAUGGAUCAGAUGGAAGCUCUUUAGGAGCGUGGGAUUGGACAGAGAGCGAGGAGGACAACUCCAGCUCAGAGGAGUACCACACAGCGGACGAGGACACUGACGCCGUCUGCCAGACCGACAGUAGUGUAGGGCCGUGUACUCCAGCACGGGGGAUUCUGGACCAUACCAGUCCCUGGAGCUGUGAGCAAGAAGAUCUGAGCAGCUCUGUGUCUUCCUGCUCCUCUUACAAAUCCACACACAGCACACCUGAAUAUCCCGAGGAGUUUCAGCCACAUGUUUUCCUCACUGGUGAAUCUCCCAGUAAGCUGGACAGUGAGGUGUUGUUAGCAGUGACUGGAAUAGACAUAGAUGAGCAGCGGUUUCCUUGCAUUAGCAGAUGGAGGAACACUGUUUGCUCUUAUCCUGAAUCUCAGAAGCACCAAUGGCCGACUCUUGUGGUGAUGAACAAACACACAGAGAGUGAGACGUCUACUCCUCGCAGACUUACACACAGCUGGCUAAGGGGCUCGCCCAGCUUCCUCAGCAUGAACAAGUUCAUCCCUGCGUCGUCUGUGUAUAACGGUUCACCCAAAAACACUCCACCUGCACUUAAACACUAAUUCUAUAGCGCACUUUCUGUAUUGCUUAUGCAAUAUGUUAUACUAUUUAAAAAACAUAAUCACACUUGUUAAAAUCUGCUGAACUUAGUCUUUGUUUAGCUCAGUUAGGAUAUAUAUAUAUAUUUUUUAUUUGGUCUUGCCCAUUUCCCAACCACAUCUCCUGUAGCAUAUGACAUCUACCAGCUGGGUAGGGUGCAGGCUGACACAUGCUCUCUCCAAGACACGUAAAGCCAGCUAACCAUGUCUGUGUCACUGGGCGGUGUAAAACACUCUGAGAAAAGCGCUAUCCGCCCUCUUCUGCAUACACAAGCGCACAGAUGCCCACAAUUGGUUAAUGUCGCUGUGAUUGAUAAGGGAGAUACACCAUCCCUCCCACCAAGAGAUUAUGGCCAAUUUUGCUCCCUUAUGCUCCCGGUCCAGACAAUAGAACAAACGCUUUUCUGUUACGCUCCUUGGGAGCCAUUUAGGAUAUUUAACGAAUUUCUGUGGAAAAUCAUUGGUUACACUGAAAUGUAAAAAAAAUAUUAAUUGAUAAGUAUUUGAACGGUUUGUGUAAAAGCCACAUUUGUUCUACUUUGAUGACUGUAAAACAAAAAGAACUUUAAGGAACACUAAUUAACACCUCAGUUGACCAAGUAUUUGCAUAUUUACUCUGUACAUAGUUAAUAAUCUUUUUUCCAGCACUUCCUCCACUAUUGCACCUUUCUCAAAGCAAUAUGCAUAAAUCAAGACCUUUCUUUGCCGAAAUAUUUGUAUUGCCGAGUACAUGUGCUACAGUUUAUAUGGUGUUUUUGUAUUUAAUGAAUAAUUCACGCUGCAUUGCCUGACUGUUCACUGUGUAUCAUAAAUAAUAUAUUGGCUUGAGGAAUUGCACUAUAAUUUUUCUACUUUAUGUCAAUAUUUUCCAAAGAGAGUAAGCAUAAUGCUAAAUGAAGAAUAAACUGAGUACUUCCUUUGUCACAA
Pangasianodon hypophthalmus (striped catfish) is the source of this 3555-nucleotide messenger RNA. RefSeq names its product ankyrin repeat and LEM domain-containing protein 2. NCBI's taxonomy places the organism in Eukaryota, Metazoa, Chordata, Actinopteri, Siluriformes, Pangasiidae. The coding region runs from base 184 to 2592 and encodes 802 amino acids. The record is from RefSeq and is a predicted model, not a curated record. Gene Ontology annotation, molecular function: protein phosphatase 2A binding. Gene Ontology annotation, biological process: negative regulation of phosphorylation. Gene Ontology annotation, cellular component: endoplasmic reticulum. The transcript has 13 exons.